Molecule: messenger RNA, 2378 nt
Organism: Oryza brachyantha (malo sina)
Lineage: Eukaryota; Viridiplantae; Streptophyta; Magnoliopsida; Poales; Poaceae
Product: phospholipid--sterol O-acyltransferase
Exons: 16
Coding region: 1-1923 (640 amino acids)
Biological process (GO): lipid metabolic process
Cellular component (GO): cytoplasm
Source: RefSeq, a predicted model, not a curated record
AUGCCUCGGCGGCGGCGCCGGCGCGGCGACCUCGCCUGCGCGGCGGUGGCGGUCGCAGCGGUGGUGGCGGCGGCCGCGGCGGCGGGCGGAGGCGAUGGCGGCGCGGACUUCGACUACCGGAAGCUGUCGGGGAUCAUAAUCCCCGGGUUCGCGUCGACGCAGCUGCGCGCGUGGUCUGUGCUGGAUUGCCCCUACUCGCCUUUCGACUUCAACCCCCUCGACUCCGUCUGGCUCGACACCGCCAAGCUUUUGUCUGCUGUUAAUUGCUGGCUCAAAUGCAUGCUGCUUGACCCUUACAAUCAGACAGAUCACCCAGAGUGCAAGUCAAGGCCUGACAGUGGCCUUUCUGCGAUUACAGAAUUAGACCCUGGUUAUAUAACAGGUCCUCUUUCCUCAGUGUGGAAAGAAUGGGUCAAAUGGUGUGUAGAAUUUGGUAUUGAAGCUAAUGCUAUUAUCGCUGUUCCAUACGAUUGGAGGCUGCCCCCUUCGAUGCUGGAGGAGAGGGAUCUGUACUUCCACAAAUUAAAGUUAACUUUUGAAACUGCAUUGAAACUUCGAGGAGGGCCUUCUUUAGUGUUUGCUCAUUCCAUGGGUAAUAACGUGUUUCGCUACUUCCUGGAAUGGUUGAAACUAGAAAUCGCUCCCAAGCACUAUAUCCGAUGGCUUGAUGAACACAUACAUGCAUACUUUGCAGUUGGUGCACCUCUUCUUGGUUCUACUGAAGCAGUUAAAGCUGCUCUUUCUGGAGCAACAUUUGGUCUUCCAGUCAGCGAGGGAACAGCACGGCUGAUGUUUAAUGCAUUUGGUUCAUCUUUAUGGCUUAUGCCAUUCUCAGAAUAUUGCAAAGCUGAUAAUAUAUAUUGGAAGCAUUUCUUUGAGGGAAAAGGAGGUUGCCACCACAGACAGCAAUGUGAUGAAAUGGAGUAUAGGUCUGAUUACUCAGGAUGGCCCACAAACCUUGUCAGCAUCGAAGUUCCUACAGUCCGAGAUAUGGAAGCAUACCCAUCCGUUAUGGAUACAACUGAGAACAUAACUUCUAGCAUGGAAUGUGGAAAGCCAACUCUAUUGUCAUUUUCUGCCAGGGAGGUUUCAGAUGGGACCCUGUUUAAAACCAUUAAGGAUUGGGAUCCUCAGAGUGUUGGGCUUCUCCAUCAGCUUGAGAAGUACUACCAGGGUGAUCCUGUCCUUAAUCCCCUCACGCCCUGGGAGAGACCCCCAAUAAAGAAUGUCUUCUGCAUAUAUGGGAUUGAUUCAAAGACUGAGGUAGGCUAUUAUUUUGCACCAAGUGGCAAACCAUAUCCAGAUAACUGGAUAAUAACUGAUAUUCUUUAUGAAUUUGAAGGGUCUCUACUAUCAAGAUCAGGUAAUUCUGUUACCGGGAAGCCCAACAAUUCAAGCGGAGAUGGAACGGUAUCCUACAAUUCCCUCUCAUGGUGCAAGAAUUGGCUUGGGCCAAAAGUGAACAUAACAAGGGCUCCACAGGCAGAACAUGAUGGAUCUGAUUUACAAACAAGGAUGAAUGUCAAUCACCACGAAGGCCAUGGCAUACUUCCAAACAUGACGAGGACUCCACAUGUGAAGUACAUAACAUACUUUGAAGAUGCUGAAAGCAUUCCAGGAUGGAGAACAGCUGUCUGGGAGCUUGAUAAAGCAAAUCACAGGAAUAUUGUUAGGAUGCCGGUGCUGAUGCGUGAGUUGUGGCUUGAAAUGUGGCAUGACAUGCACCCUGAUGCGAAAUCGAAAUUUGUGACGAAAGCUUUCCGAGGCCCAUUGAGAAAUGAAGAUUGCCACUGGGACUAUGCAAAAGCUCGAUGUGGCUUUCCAGAACACUGUGAAUAUAGGUACACAUUUGGUGAUGUCCAUCUAGGAAUGAGCUGCAAGCUGAAAAAUUCAUCAACUAACCUCCUUCAACAAUAUCUCUGAAAAUUCUUCUGGAUCAAUUUUUAGGGUUAUGAAAUACUCAGUGGGGACUGAACCGAGGAUAAAAACGGGUUCGACCAGAAACAGGUGAACAUGUACUGUUAGUCUUAUAGCCAUGAUGAUUUUCAUCUUGCCUAGCAGCCGGCGUAUUCUGUUUCCCUUUUCUUUUUUUGAAGAUUUUGCUGAUAAUUCUGAUCGAAGUGCUACAUUUUUUUAACCAACCUUUUGGGUUGAAGAUGGAGAUUAGGAUAUUGCUAGGACAUUGGAUGGCAGUUGUAGAAGUGUUUCCAAUUUUCUGAAGGCCCAUGACCAUGACCAUGCGACCGCAAAGAUGUAUAUAGUACGAGUAAAUGUUAACUUUUGGACAAUAAAGUUCUCUUGAUUCACGGUCUGGGAAGGCUCGCUCUACCUGUUUUUGUUUCCCCUUAAAGACGCAUACUCCCUCCAUCCAAAAAAAA